GAGAGACAGAAAGCCAGUUGUCUUGUUAGAGUUGAGAAAAGCUUACUUGUUUAUUGAGGUCAAACGUACGAGGAGAAUGUGGGCGACACAUGUGUGACAAAGUACAACUGUAAAAGUAGAUAUCGUCACAUCUAGGUCGAAGUUCAUAGAGUAUUUUGUCAGUACUGUUUACACGCGCGCCCCCUGGUGAGUAGUGUCGCGGCGGAACCCAAUGGGAAGGCAAUACUUGUCGACAUACUAGCACAUUUUGAGAGGACAAGUUAAAUAUUUGCCUUAUCUACUCGUUGGCUGACUCUGCAUAUUAGAACCUGACUGUGUACACAUAAUUCGCAUGUCAUAGCACGCGUUUUUCAACUUUGAGUCCAUGUUGAUAAGAUAUCCGCGAAGAGCUAGAUUACAUCAGCUCAAAAGAACAAUGUCAGAGACAGCAAACGCGAUGUUUAAGAUCGUCAAAGAAGGUUUUACAGAUGGUUCUCAUUACGACAAAUACAGACCCGACUACACACCGGAAACGACGUCAGCAAUCUUACGUAUGCUCACUGCUGAGCAUGGUGUCAGUGCAGGUGAAAACUGUGACAUUCUUGAACUUGGAGCGGGAACUGGAAAGCUCACAAAGCAUUUGUACAAAGCACUCCCACCCGACCUGAAAUUUGUUGCUACUGAACCAAUGUCCGAGUUCCUGACAACGCUGCGAGAACGAUGCCCAGGUGUGACCACUGUCAAGUGCACGGCCGACGUUAUACCUUUCCCAGACAACUCUAUCCAGGGCAUUGUUGCGGCGCAGUGUUUCCACUGGUUCGCUAACGAGUCUGCUUUGACCGAAAUAACUAGGGUUCUUAAACCCAAGGGGAACUUAAUUCUCGUUUGGAAUGUGCCGAACACCGAGGUUGACUGGGUUGACGUUCUCACUAAAAAGGCUUUGACCUUUUACAACGAUGACGAUCCGCAGUAUGUUAGGUUUUGGUGGAAAGACGCUAUAGAUGCAUUUCCUGGACUAGGACUUAAAACCAGGAAACUACUUGACUACACCACUUCUGAGUAUACAAUAGAUGACAUGAAGACCUUUUAUUCCACCACAUCGACAUUCGCCAGCAUGUCGGCGGACGAUAAGGAACACGCUCUGGGAGAAUUAGAGAAGGUCGUGAGAUCUCAUCCAUCCACAGCCGACAAGACAAUUCUACAGUAUCCCAGAGUUACUGAUUUAUUGCAAUAUAUAAAGCAGUGAAAUUAAAAACCUACCUACGUUAGUUAUUAUUAUUUCAAUUUCUAUUCAAAAUGCCUCAAUAAACCAUAUUUUUUUCUGAU
This is a messenger RNA of Mizuhopecten yessoensis (Yesso scallop), 1305 nucleotides long. RefSeq lists its product as uncharacterized. The record is from RefSeq and is a predicted model, not a curated record. The transcript is spliced from 7 exons. NCBI's taxonomy places the organism in Eukaryota, Metazoa, Mollusca, Bivalvia, Pectinida, Pectinidae. The coding region runs from base 365 to 1225 and encodes 286 amino acids.